AUGAUGGAACAGUUUACGCUACCAUUCCUUCCAAUGCUUGCCGAUGACGAUAUCCGAAAAAGCACACUUGCCUAUCCGUCCAACGUACGACGGUGGCGCCCAGCAACGGAAGCCGACUGUGGCCUUUGGUUUCACACAGAGGUUUCCAACAUCAUACUUCCCGCACGGUUUGAUUAUCCGGCCGUGCUACAGAAGAUUGAAGCAAAACCCCCAAGUCUGGUGGUCCAAAUUCCAGAGACAGUCGACAUCGUCUACGAUCUAUCACAUCCGAAUAGCGGAAAAUAUCCGCUUGUGAUAGGGGAGUGGAAGAGGAAUCUCAUCGAUCCCGAGAGAGUGGCGGGCAAGGGAGCUUCGAGGGUUUGUUGCCGUAUUUGUUACAAUGCAUGGUGCCAAAGACAAUACGCGAUCGAAUACGAGUGUCCCUACAUGUUCUGCUUGUUCUGCUUUGACGGGGAGCAGCUUCUUCUUCUACAAUUUUGGGCUACCUCACUGGAAGACAUGAAUGACUGUCUCGUUGACUGCUGGGUCAUUCCACACCGGAACAACAGUCCCGGAUGCACCCUCCGAUAUGCCUUCCAUCGCUUGCUUAUCCAAGGUUUUCGAAGGUGCCAAGGGCUCUCUGGGCUAACCGUGUCUAUUAACGGGCUCACUCCUGCACUUCGAGAAUUGUUCUCUGGUACGCCGGUUUUCCGCAUUGAGAGUGGUAAGCUGGUCUAUUCGCAUCCUCAGAACAGCGACGGGUGUAUAUUUCAUCGUGAGCUUGAGGUUACACACGGGUCCUUUUACUGGGCUUUCUACGGCCAGCCCAUCGUUGGUGACAAUGGCGAGGUACUUCGGGAUACUAGGCCGAUGUGGGCGAGGGUGUUUGUAGGCGUGGCUAAGCUCAGCAUGUUUGCUAUGACGGGCAUUGAGAUUCAGGUACCUUAA
This is a messenger RNA of Phialemonium atrogriseum, 927 nucleotides long. RefSeq lists its product as uncharacterized. Lineage: Eukaryota; Fungi; Ascomycota; Sordariomycetes; Cephalothecales; Cephalothecaceae. The record is from RefSeq and is a predicted model, not a curated record. The coding region runs from base 1 to 927 and encodes 308 amino acids. The transcript has 3 exons.